UCAUCUCGAUACGUCUGGGGAAGCGAGUUUCUCGUGUUGUAUUCGAAUGCGACACAAUGGACAGGAUACUUAAAGGGAUCAUGAGGUACAGAAGGUGUCAUCGGGAGGAGAUGGUGAAGCAAUUUCGACAAGUUCAGGAUCAUCCCGAGCCAAAAGCAGUGUUCUUUACCUGCAUGGACUCCCGGAUGAUUCCAACUAGAUUUACGGAAACAAACGUUGGGGACAUGUUUGUCGUGCGGAAUCCCGGCAACGUCGUGCCGCACUCGCAACAUUUCGUCGACGAGUUCACCAUGUGCGAAUCGGCGGCGUUGGAGCUCGGUUGCGUGGUGAACGACAUAAGGCACGUUAUAGUCUGCGGCCACAGCGAUUGCAAAGCGAUGAACUUGCUGUACGCGCUGCGAGACGAGGAAUUUGCGUCUAAAACGAACCGGAGGAUAUCGCCUCUGCGAGCGUGGCUGUGCGCGCACGCGAGCAGCAGCCUGGCGAAGUUCCAGCAUCUCGAAGUCGCCGGUUUCCGCGAGCCGAUUGUUUUUCAGGCCGAGACGCCGCUGCGGAAAUUCGUCGCUUACAUCGAUCCGGAGGAUAGGUUCGCUAUCGAGGACAAGCUGUCGCAAAUUAACACGUUGCAGCAGCUCCAGAACAUCGCGUCCUACGGCUUCCUGAAGAGGCGGCUGGAGCGGCACGACCUGCACAUUCACGCGCUGUGGUUCGACAUUUACACCGGGGACAUUUAUUAUUUCAGCCGCGCCGGCAAGAGAUUCGUCGAGAUAAACGAGACAACGGAACCGUCUCUGCUUCGAGAAGUCAGGAAAUAUUAUUCGUAGACACACUCUCACCCUCUCUCUUUCUCUCUCUCUCUCUCAUUCGCGAGGAACACCGCGCAUUUUCGCGCCGCCGGCAUAAUCGUUGGGUUAUUCCAGAGGCUACCGCGAAAGUGGGUCGCGGGGGAACGAUCGUACAAUUUUGUAUACUCGAAAUCGAAAGACUCGUCCGCCUCCUAUAAAUCUCGUCGAUAUUUCCCUUUUUUUCUUCUUUUCCACGGGAGAUCGCAGGGGGGGGAUAAUUAAUAAUCUUCAAUUCAAUUCUCGAGUACCACCGAUGUGUUGUCGUCCGAUGUGACGCGUUAUAUAUAUAUAUAUAUAUAUAUUAUAAUAUGCUAUUGUGUGUAAAAUGCCGUAACGGACCGCCACGCACGAGAGAAAAGAACACUUACUGUGGUAGAGCGCCGAAUAAUACUUGGCAAAUUAAUCGUGAUUUAUGGGACUAAUUAACUAACGGAUUUCGCGGGAGCGAUCGGCAUUAAUAUUCCGGUGCUGCCUAAAUACGCCUGUCAGAUAACCGGAGUAAUCGCUUGCCGAGUGCCUCGCAUAUCGCUAAUUGCUUCUGUCGAGUGUCUCGCUCAGCUGGAUGCGACCAUUCCUCGUCGACCGAUCGAUCGAGAUUCGAGUCGGCACACAUUCAUACAGCGCAUAUGUAAUAAAUAGAUUCUCCUCGAGGUAGAACUUAUUUAUCGCGUGACAACGCAAGUUAUGUUUACGUGCGGGGUCUAUUUAUAUCCCUGAAAAUGUUUCAAGAGCUCGCGAGCUGUUCAUGAAGAUUUACGUGCGAGUUACUUUUCAUACAGGGUGUCCCGGAGAGAAUCGAUCAGUGCGUUCUUCGUGUGACAGAUUCUUCGGGACAUUCUGGGACGGAAGGUUCCAGCACGAAGAUCGCCGGCUUAUUCGCAACGAUUUUUCCGCGUACCUUUGUAACUAAAGCUUGAAGUGAACUUCCGUAAGAGGGAAGUCCGCUUGAAAUCGAUCGAAGAGGACGAUUUCGUCGUCCGUUCGAUCGUUCAGUUCGCGAGAAUCCGGACAGCGUGCAAUAUUGAUAAAAUGUUAAAAAAAAA
This is a messenger RNA of Dinoponera quadriceps, 1888 nucleotides long. It is a transcript of the gene CAHbeta, whose product is annotated as beta carbonic anhydrase 1. The transcript is spliced from 5 exons. The coding region runs from base 57 to 824 and encodes 255 amino acids. The record is from RefSeq and is a predicted model, not a curated record. Gene Ontology annotation, molecular function: zinc ion binding; carbonate dehydratase activity. Lineage: Eukaryota; Metazoa; Arthropoda; Insecta; Hymenoptera; Formicidae.